Messenger RNA from Corythoichthys intestinalis (scribbled pipefish), 1710 nucleotides. It is a transcript of the gene kcne4, whose product is annotated as potassium voltage-gated channel, Isk-related family, member 4. The record is from RefSeq and is a predicted model, not a curated record. Lineage: Eukaryota; Metazoa; Chordata; Actinopteri; Syngnathiformes; Syngnathidae. The coding region runs from base 86 to 619 and encodes 177 amino acids. Gene Ontology annotation, cellular component: membrane. The transcript is spliced from 2 exons. Gene Ontology annotation, biological process: regulation of heart rate by cardiac conduction; negative regulation of delayed rectifier potassium channel activity; ventricular cardiac muscle cell action potential. Gene Ontology annotation, molecular function: delayed rectifier potassium channel activity; voltage-gated potassium channel activity involved in ventricular cardiac muscle cell action potential repolarization; potassium channel regulator activity.
AGAGCUGCAAGAAGUUACAUGCCGGGCGUUGACGGCUCAUGAAAUUGAACUCGUUUUUUUCACCAACCGAAGCUGCAGUGACUAGAUGGACCACCUGGACAACUCCACCCAGUCUUCCACGCACUCCCCUUUUAGUGCACAGGCGGCGCAAAGUGGCGGAAACGCGUACUUGUACAUUUUAAUCGUCAUCUCUUUCUACGGAGUCUUUCUCUGCGGUAUCAUGCUGGGUUACUUCCACUCCAAAAGGAAGGAGAAGAGGAGGACCAACAUUUUCACGCGCCUCGUGCACGAGGAGGAGCAGCGGGAGUGGGGCGCGCUUCCCAAGAAGCACAGCCUCUCUUUUGGGGCGGAGGCCGCCGCGGGAGCGCGCUCGUUCAACCUGGCUUUGCCGUUCUGCGCUAACCACGGAAACCCCUUUGGACAUCUUCGCCACGAGGGGGUGCUGCCCUCUCCGCUCGCGUGCGCGCUCUGCACGGAACAAAGCAGCGUCAGCUCCCUAUGCUCCUCAGCGGACACGCGCUUGGCCAUCGAGGAGGAGGAAUCGGACAGCGGCACUGGGGAAGGUCCGGAUGAAACCCCCAAGGGGCCAGUGGAAAACGUUGGGGAAGACUCGGGCUGAAAGAAAAAAAAAACAAGAAAGGAAGGACGCAAAAGCUCAGUGGCGCAAAGACUGGAACCAAAAUGUGGCAAAAAUAACUUUGCAGUGUACUUAAGUAGAAGUACAGAUGCGUACGAAGAGAUUUUAGUAUGGGGUCUCAAAUUCAAUUCAUCCUGCUGGAGAGUGGGCCACAUCAAGAGUUCCACAAUAAUGUUUCAAGUGUUAACAAAAGAGUAGGCCUACCGUAUACGCGGAGAUUAAAGGGGGUCUGGACGAAAAUGUCAUUGCAUAUAAUAGAAUUCCCUAUAUUUGAAUUCAAAAUCAAGACUUUGCCGGUAAAAUGUUGUCUAUAUAAAUUGUAAAGCAAUAAAACAAACAACAAAAGUGAAUUAAAUGAACAAAAAAAUUUUUUUAUAAUGGGUAAAAAAUUUUUUUCGAACACAUCAUAUGACUAGCACAUUAGAGACGGCUAUUUGCUUUGCUUGGCCAAAACCACUUGAGGACAGAUUCUGGCUGGAAUAUUCAGUCAAAAAGGAUGCAGCGUGUACUUCUCCAAUAGGUAAGACAGGAAAACGUGUGCGCUUACACCAAUGGUGUAGGUUUGGGUUCAACAUUGGUAGGGAACAGCAUAACAUGCAUGUACACUUUUUGCUGGGGACGGGACAUUAAUAACACCAAACAGAUUGGGUAAACGGGGGCCAGGACUAUAUUUCUCACGAAUAUGAACCUAUGAGCCUAAUUAAUAGGCUAACUGAUCACUGCAAAAUAAACCUGUAUUGAGCUAUACCAGUGCUUCUCAAUUAUUUUGUGUUACGCCCCUCAUAAGAAGACACUAUGCACUGAUGCGCUGGUCUUCAUGGGAAACGCAGUCUUCAAAAAACUACUGCUUUUGUCCACCAGCGUCGCUGAAAUCGACCAAAACUGAAAAGUUACCAAGUGUUGCUUUAAGACCGCAUAAACAAAACAAAAAUGAAAAUUGGGUAGAAGGGGGUAAACCUCGGUUCACUACAUUUCUCACAGUUUAAUUAAUGUUAACAGCAGAAAAUACAUACAAAAGUGGAGGGCACUUCUCUCUAACCAGCUUCCUGCUCGAGUUUUGCAGGUUAGCAAAU